GCCGAGAUUGAUCACCUGAUACUUCAGCCGGGCGAUCUGGAUUACGGGCAUUACAGCAUGGCACCAGCCGGAGUCGAACCCGCAACAUUUCUGUUACGUACCACGCGCUCUAAACCGUUAUUCCAUAUCAGAGUGAUCGUAUGA
Messenger RNA from Ambispora leptoticha, 144 nucleotides. NCBI's taxonomy places the organism in Eukaryota, Fungi, Glomeromycota, Glomeromycetes, Archaeosporales, Ambisporaceae. The record is from the annotation of a GenBank genome assembly.